AUGGAUUCGGCAAAGAAGUACAAAGUUGUAACUAAUGCGAGUAAGAAUAAGGCACCUCAUUCCUUUGAUCAUGUUCCGUCUUUCGUCAACUAUACGAUCCUUCAGCUCUGGCGAAUUCUACCUACGGCUACCGAUCAAUGCUCGGUGAACGCUCAGAUCAGCCUUCGCUCCUACCCGACACACGAUGCUUACAACAUCUAUUUCAUACAAAACAUGAACACAACUUUGGCCGAAACGACAUGUACUGUGGUAUCGUUGGAAAAUGCCAGAAACGCCGCCGCCGAGGAGCGACUGCUGGAGGAAAAUAGCAAAUGUCGUCUGCUCGCCAUUGACGACAAACGAGCCCAUAACGAAUCGGAACGUGUUCGACAUUUGCCAUUCAGCCUCCUAGCCAGCCGUAGCGAACGGGAUUCAAGCGGUGGUGAUGGGAUUGUGAAUCUGAUCGGAAAUCGCGUCGGUGAUAUCAUCGAUCUUCUCGUAAUUGGCUCAGAAGGGAACUCAUACGACUACGCUGAAAUGGUUCUCACGGAGUCUAACAAAGUGGUAGUAUGCCAGGUGAAUCUUCUUUACCACGAACCGAAAGACGCCAACAUCUCGCGAUUUUUCGAGAUGGUGCACAAUCUCACUGAUGACGAGCGUUACGCAUUGAUGAGAGCCGAUCGAGAUCGAUACGCCACGAAGAUGCAGUUGUUCUUCGUCAACCAUCGGGAUCAGUACUGCUUGGAUAGAUAUCUUCGCAUGUACACUUUUGAUUAG
Haemonchus placei is the source of this 756-nucleotide messenger RNA. Lineage: Eukaryota; Metazoa; Nematoda; Chromadorea; Rhabditida; Trichostrongylidae. The record is from the annotation of a GenBank genome assembly.